Morus notabilis is the source of this 1622-nucleotide messenger RNA. Its product is annotated as amidase 1. NCBI's taxonomy places the organism in Eukaryota, Viridiplantae, Streptophyta, Magnoliopsida, Rosales, Moraceae. The coding region runs from base 140 to 1438 and encodes 432 amino acids. The transcript has 9 exons. The record is from RefSeq and is a predicted model, not a curated record.
ACAAACUGAAAGAAUCGUCUUUCCAUUGGAUAGAAAUAAAUUACAAACGGCUGCGGUUUUGCUUGCUUGCAUCUUUGAGUUGAUAAUUUCUCGAGUCUCCUGAGGUCAAAAGUGAAGUGAGUAAUUGAGCUAGAGUGAGAUGGCAAGAGAUCAGUUGGAUUAUGGAGCUUUUAUGGAGAAAUUCCUUCUCCAACCACACCCUUCGGACCAUCAACUUCCCCUGAACUCCCUCACUUUUGCCGUCAAGGACAUAUUUGAUAUGGACGGAUAUACGACUGGAUUUGGAAAUCCUGAUUGGGCGAGGACUCAUCCAGCCGCCACGUCAACAGCUCCAGCUGUUCUGGCCAUCUUAAGGGCAGGAGCUACAUGUGUUGGUAAAACUGUCAUGGAUGAAAUGGCAUACAGUAUAAAUGGAGAAAACAUACAUUAUGGCACCCCCACAAAUCCAUGGGCACCAGAUAGAGUGCCCGGAGGAUCUUCUAGUGGAUCAGCCGUCGCAGUUGGUGCGGGCCUUGCUGAUUUCUCCUUAGGAACUGAUACUGGAGGAAGUGUGAGAGUUCCUGCAUCUUACUGCGGAAUUUUCGGGUUUAGGCCUUCCCAUGAUGUGAUUUCCACCUCUGGAGUUAUUCCUAUGGCACAAAGCUUUGAUACUAUUGGAUGGUUUGCUAGGGAUCCAGUGCUUUUGAAAAGAGUUGGAAGUGUACUGCUGCAAUUGCCAAAUGUGGAAUCUGUGAGACCCGCACAAUUGAUCAUCGCAGAAGACUGUUUCCAGCUUUCAACUACUCCGGGCAAUCGAGUGGCAGAGGCUUUUGUUAAAUCAGUAGAGAGGUUAUUUGGUGGUCAUACUGUAAAGCAUCUUAGCCUUGGGGACUAUGUCAAGGACAAAGUUCCAAGUUUAAAAAGUUUUGUGAGUGAAGGAAAAGCAGAACAAGAGUAUAAUAUACCAUCCUUGGCAGCCUUAUCAAGUGCUAUGCGUUUGCUUCAAAGAUGUGAAUUCAGGAACAACCAUGGUGAAUGGAUCAAAACAGUCAAGCCUGAUUUAGGUCCUGGGAUCUCAGAACGUGUACGGGAAGCUCUUCAAAUGACAGAUGAAAAAAUUGAUGUCUGCCGCAGUGUGAAAAAGGAAUUAUAUGCAGCUCUCACUACUCUUCUUGGGGAUUAUGGUGUCCUUGCCAUUCCGACGGUUCCUGGACCGCCACCAAAACUGAAAGCACCUGCAAAUACGCUCGAAGUAUUUCGUGCCAGAGCGUUUAGCCUGCUGUCAAUUGCCGGAGUGUCUGGAUUUUGCCAGGUGAGCAUACCACUAGGGAAGUAUGAUGACCUUCCCGUGUCAAUUUCCUUGUUGGCAAAACAUGGCUCAGAUGGGUUCCUCCUCAGUCUUGUUGAGACUCUUUAUGAUACUCUCAAAGACCAGGUUGGAUUAGCCAUAAGACCAUGAGCUACUAAAGCUUGUCUCUUAUUAAGCUCUAGCUUUGCUCCAAAGUUGAAGAUACACUCUGCAGAAACUUAAUCCAGCAGAAUGGAUUUACAUUUACUUAGAGAUUGAUUCUCUUCAGCUUUCCCCAAUAUAAUUUAGAAUGUUUCAUGUAUUUGAUCAUAUAAGCUAUUCUACUAUUUAUAUA